AUGCCGAUCCGAUUGAUUGUUGCGGAGUCUGGGUGUCUGUGCUGCGAAAAAAAGUUCAAGACCUACGGUGGCAUGAUUAUCCAUCUCGAAUGCGGCACCUGCGACAACACUGACUAUAUCGACCUCAACAAGCUGGCUGCCCAAUGCCUUAAGUGGAGCCACUUCAUCUACGAAGACUGCCGCGAGGAACUGCUGUAUGAGGGAGACACGUUGUAUGAUGAAGAUCCAUUCUAUUGCCCGACUUGCGAUACUCCGUUACCGAAGUUGUCUAGCCUGUUCCAACACGUCGAGUCAUCCAAGUGCGAGGAGACAUUGGACAGCCCUACUAUGAAGCAUCUGCGCAACCUUCUGGCCAAAGGACUAUAG
Pyrenophora tritici-repentis Pt-1C-BFP is the source of this 366-nucleotide messenger RNA. The record is from RefSeq and is a predicted model, not a curated record. Lineage: Eukaryota; Fungi; Ascomycota; Dothideomycetes; Pleosporales; Pleosporaceae.